CACCUGGAGCGAAGGGAGAGCCAGGAAUGAAGGGUGACCCAGGGUUAACUGGAGAGCCUGGUGACAGAGGAAUAAGGGGCCCAUUGGGGUUACCAGGGCGACUAGGUGACCCAGGAGAAAAAGGUGAACCAGGUCUUCCUGGUACUGAUGGAAAGAAAGGCGAUAAAGGAGAGAUGGGGAAACCUGGACCCCCGGGAACACAAGUUGUUGGAGAAAACAGCAUACUGACCAGAGUUAUUACGGGUGACCCUGGAGAACCGGGCCAGCCUGGCCUCAGAGGAGAAACUGGUCUACCUGGGCCAAGAGGACCAGAAGGAAAACCUGGAUUACCAGGAAAUUCGCAGGGCUCUGGACUUGACGGCCUUCCAGGAAAACCAGGAACAAAGGGCGAUAAAGGGCAUAAAGGCGAACCUGGUCCAAGAGGAGAGCAAGGGAUUGCUGGAAUGCCUGGAUUACCAGGAACUCCAGGGAGACCAGGCACUGAUGGGAAGAGAGGCCUGCCUGGAAAGGAUGUGAGAAAUGGAGAAAAUGGGUUCAAAGGAGAGGAUGGAAAAAAGGGCGACAAAGGGGAUCCUGGUGUUAAUGGAAAAGAUGGAAGUAAAGGGGAGCCAGGGCCUCCAGGUUCGCCUGGCAGGCAGGUGCUAGUCACGACUGAGGGUGCCACAAUCGAUGACAUUCGGCAGGCAUUUCCAAUCCCAAUGGGUCCACCAGGAGCUGCUGGUGCACCGGGAAUGAAGGGUGAAAAAGGAGAGCGAGGCCUGGAAGGGGAAAAGGGGGAUGCUGGCACUCCUGGAAAGUCUCUGGAAAUGAAGGACAUUGAAGAAAUGUUUGAAAACUAUGGAAUAAGGCUGCCUUUGUUGAAGGCUUUGAUUGACAGGCUGCUGCAGGAUGGUAUAGAGGAACUGCUCCAAGUGCUCACUACAUCCAAGAAAAAAGAAAAAACUGAUACUCACACCUCCAAUGUCAUCACUGAGUACACUAGUUCUUUGAAAUUUGACCUCACCGGCAAGCCACUGAUAUUAGAUGAUGAGGACAAACAUUUAGAGGGCCAGCCGCAUGAUCCUCUGUCAGCUGGUCCUUUGAUUGAAACCGCAGAGGGUCCAACGCUAUGGACCAUGACUACAGUGGACGGAGAGAAGAAACUUGCCAAAUUAAAAGGAUCCAAAGGGACAGGGGAAGAAGACUGGGAUGGGGACAAAGUGUCUUCACUCAAAAUGAAUCUGACCCUGGUCAAUUCUACCUUAAACUAUACCAAUGUUGAGGAGACGGUCUCAGGGUUGCCUGAAACUUUGCUGGAGACUGUUCUCCUCUCUCAGGAUGACCCACUGAAGAAGAACUCUGCACCAAAGAAGAAGAACAGGGAGCAUGGAAAAGGCAAAGGAAAUAAAGGACGACAUAAGAGGCAGAGACAAGGCCUGAUGAAUAAGGAGCACAAGCAAAAGGAAGAGGAAAAGGAGAACUUCUAUGACGAUGAAGAAUAUAUUUAUGAAUACGAGGAAGAACUUUUCACAGACGAACCUUCAGUCUCUCUGGAGAGGACGGAGAAGAGAGAGGAGGAACGGCUAUUCACACAAAGUCCAUACCCAUUUGAAACCUCCAGUCGUCCUCUAGCCACCGUCAGAGAAACCGACGCACAGAUUAUCACAACAACCACAUCACCUUCUUUUCCAUCUCUGGAUAGUGUAGACAAGGAUGAGGUGACACUGCCCACUCCUCCGGUAGCAACAGGAGAAUCAGAUAAGGCGUCUCAACAUCGAACCAGAGUGAAAAGAGACACCUUUUGGCAUGACUCGACGGUAUUUAUUCCAGGUGCUCCAGGUGGAAGGAUUCGGAUGAAGGAAAUGCAAGAAAAUCCGUCCUCUGGAGCGCAAGGUUACAGCAGCUGGAGGAGACGAAAGCUCAACAAUCUCAAAGCUCAGGCACAUGCAAGUAGGGAGAGGCAAAACACAGGAGAGAAAGAGAUAUACAGUGAUGCAAAUGGAGAGAUAAUGUUUGGAGCAGAUGAUCUGACUGAAGGAGUAACUGUAGCAGAACCAGAUGCCGACCCUGAUCCAGUCUACGAGGUGGAGGAAGAGAGGAGUGGUGACUGGGAGACAGAGGAAGAUGUCGAUCGCGAGAGAGAAACUGAAGAGGGCCUGGAGAGGCAGCGAGAGAAGGAGAGGCUGGAAAUGGAGAGGGAAAGGGAGGAACUGGAGAAGGAGAAGGAGGCCGAACGUGAGACGGAGAGAGAAAAGAUGGAAGGGGAGAAAGAUGUGGAGGGGGAGAGAACAGAGCAGGAAGCAGAGAGAGACUUUGAGAGGGAGGAGUGGGAAAGGCGGAGGGCAGAGAUGGAGAGGGAAAGAGGAGGAGGUUACCCUGAAGAAACUGGACAGCCAUACCCAUACCCUCCACAGUACUUUUUUCUGAAGGGGCAGCCAGGUGAGAAUGGAAAACCGGGACCGAAGGGGGAAAUUGGUGAAAAAGGACAAAAGGGAGAGCCAGGUAUUGGUUAUAGAGGGCCAGAGGGCCAAGCUGGUCCCCCAGGACAAAAGGGUGAGCCGGGUGAGCCAGGACCUCCAGGAGCGCAGGGCAUCCAGGGCAUUAAUGGAAAUGCAGGAAUACAGGGUAUCCCAGGACUCAAGGGCCCUCUUGGAGAUCUGGGAGAGCCAGGCAGAGAGGGUGAACGGGGUAAAAGAGGGAAGAAUGGAUCGACUGGACCCCCAGGACCUAGAGGUGCACCAGGACCUGAUGGUCUUCCUGGAGUACCUGGUGUCAAAGGAGAAAAGGGUGACAGUAUUCCAGGUCAGCCCGGUGCCAGAGGAGUUCCUGGUCCACCAGGCAGACAGGGUGAAAGGGGAACCGCAGGUGUUAAAGGAAGCCCUGGUCAUAUUGGUCCAAAAGGCUUGCGUGGCAACAAAGGAGAAAAGGGAGACCGCGGCAUACCUGGACUCAGAGGAGAGAGAGGGAGCAUACUUCAGAUUCAAGGACCUCGUGGGUUCAAGGGCUCCAAAGGGGACGCGGGUGAAAGGGGCCUACCAGGUUUCGACGGGGAUAAAGGAGAGAAGGGUGAGGACGGUCCUCCAGGAGUAAAGGGCCUUAAAGGGGAUGCGGGCACUAAAGGGGCUCUGGGCCGAUUUGGAGCGCGAGGGCCGGUGGGCCAGAAAGGGGAAGCUGGAGAGCCAGGGCUGAAUGGAGUGAUGGGCCUCAACGGACAGCAUGGAAUGGAUGGAGAAAAAGGCGACAAAGGAGAUGUUGGACUUCAAGGCAUGCAGGGUGAUCAGGGCGAUCCAGGAGAACCUGGUUUAUCUGGAGAAAUGGGAGAGAAGGGAGAAAAGGGAUUCAGAGGGUUUCCUGGACGCACCGGUAAUCCCGGGCUAGACGGCGAAAAGGGAGAUCCAGGCGUGCCUGGCAGUGCAGGUUUACCAGGACUUAAUGGACUCACAGGACGCAAGGGGGACAAAGGAGUUGGAGGGACCAAUGGUGCUGAUGGUGACCCAGGAGAGAAAGGGGAUAAGGGUGCUGCAGGUUUCCCGGGAUUUCCAGGCUUCAAGGGGUCAGCUGGCAGUCCGGGACUAGAUGGAGAUGAGGGACCACCCGGAGCCCCUGGUCCUCAUGGGGAUACGGGGCCCAAGGGUGAGCGGGGCAGGAGAGGCAAAACGAGGCCAUGCCAGAGGGGGGUACCAGGAACCCAAGGGCUGCGAGGAGAAACUGGUUCAGAGGGCAUGGAAGGAGCAAAGGGGGAAAAAGGAGAGCCUGGAUUAUCAGCUGAAGAAGUGAAGGAGCUUGUCAACCAGGAGGUGGUUGAAAAGUGCGGACUGGAAUACAAGUUAAUGGUAAAGUCUGUGGAUCCGGAUGCAUCAUAUGUGGUAACUGGUAGCAAAACUACCAGUAAGCCCAAAGAUUUAGCAAUAACCAUCUCUACUGUGACUGAACGUCACGAAGAAAGGACGAGACAUGACUUUCAAAACCAAGAAUCCAACAGCAACAUGAAAGAAAUUUCAAGUACUCUUCCACUGAAUCUCGAAGAAGCCAGGAGCUCACGAAAUCACACUGAUUCUCAUGAGGGAUGGGCUGUGAAGUCGAGAGAGAGGAAGAAAAGACGACUAUCCGGUUCCAAGGAUGAUGAUCACUGUUUGCUACCAAUGUCAGAAGGAGCUUGUUCGGAAUACGCUCUGGUCUGGUAUUUCCACAGCCAGUCGGGGGAAUGCAGGCCUUUUGUAUUCGGCGGCUGUGGUGGCAACCAAAACCGAUUCACAUCUAAACAGGACUGUGAGAGUCUAUGUGGGAUGAAGAGUGGAGUGACAGAAACUCGGUCAGCUCUGACGGAGGACCUACCUUCAGACAGCUGAUGCAGUGACGAAAAUUCAGCUUUGGCACAGUUUCUGUCCGUCAGUGUGGUGUUACUGAAGAUACGCUGUUUUUGUUUUCUAUAUUUCUUUUAUUUAUUUUUUUUUUUUUUGUGGAAGCAGUUUGAUUUCUGGACUUUUACCAGUGAACAGAAUUGAAAUGUGAGCAACAUUAUGCUAGAGCCUGUACUUUUUCUUGUAUUUGUUUUAUUGGUGAAACUGACUGGCAUUGAGGUUGUUGUUUUUUAUGUGAUUCUAAUUAAUGCUACU
Molecule: messenger RNA, 4595 nt
Organism: Gambusia affinis (western mosquitofish)
Lineage: Eukaryota; Metazoa; Chordata; Actinopteri; Cyprinodontiformes; Poeciliidae
Product: collagen alpha-1(XI) chain-like
Exons: 60
Coding region: 27-4328 (1433 amino acids)
Molecular function (GO): serine-type endopeptidase inhibitor activity
Source: RefSeq, a predicted model, not a curated record